GUUUCAAACAAUCAGGUUUUUAUUUUCUCUGACAGAUUAAAUAUGUAGAAUUGUUUUGUGCUUUUUGGAAUCACACAGAAUAACACAACCUCUUUGAUAUUGUUUUGAAUAACCCCAGCUUUCAUCAACUGUAAAAAAAAACAAGCUCAGUGAUAGUAUAUGCUACUCUUUAUAUUUUUACUGUAUAUGUACACCUGUACAAACUCUAGUGCUCAUAGGAUACCAACAGUUUUCCAAACUAUUAGAGUUUUGCUAUUGGCUGUAUCUGCUGCCAUCUGCUGCCAACUUUGCCAGCAUCUUUAUUAACUUUUACACUUGUCAGAUUCCCUUAUCCAGAGCAACUCAUUUUAUACAACUGAACAACUGAGGUUUAGGGGCCUUGCUCAGAGGCCCAGCGUUGACAGGUUGGUGCACCCGAGUUAGCGUUUUUUUUUUUUUAAGUUAUAUUCAACCUGUAGAAUGGUGGCCUAUGUGAUGAAACAGCACUUUAUCUCAAAUUAAAUGAUGAGUUAAAAUUAACUUUACUUCCUCUCCAUAAAAAUCCUUUAUCUGACAAGCUCCUUCACAUUUCUGCUAUUCAAGUCUGCAGUUUAUAAAAAGCCAGGAUGAAUAUAUUUAUUCUUGUGUUUUAAGUAAAAGUGUAACAAUUAGAUGAUUUAGAUUGAAAUGAACUUUUUAUCAAAAAAGGUUUGUAAAGUGGGCUGGUGACUUGAUACAUUAAACAUUGCUUCUCUAAAUCAUCAUUUGCAAAUUAAUCCUAGCCAUAUCCCAAAUUAUAAACAAAAUUGGUCGCAUAUUGAUCAGGUGUUACUUAGUCAUGGAGUCUCGUAUUAUAGCAGAUGCAUUCAUAUCUUCAAAUAUUCAUCUGGAUGUUUACAACCUUAUAAGAAACAGCACUUUUCACACUGCAUAAACAUGUUUUUAAAGUUAUUGAUUGGCCAUUAGACUAUUGCGCUAUAGUGAACCGAUCACCACUUUAUGUAUCAGCUGCACACUUUCUAACUAAGCAAAAAGGAAAAAAGAUUGUUUGUAUGAAUUCAUACUUUAUUUAGUGACUAUGGUAAAUUAGCAUUUGCCUACAUGAGAAGUUGCUGCCUACAUCAGCCUUUUAACACAAGGUUAAUCUUCAUGCAGUUCUCAUUCGCACCUCAGUACUAAUACCUCUUCUGAAUGACCUAUGAUUUUAAAAAUGUUGCCAUUUGGCAAGAUACAGUAUAAGCAGAUGUUGCAUUGAUUUGGUCACCUUUCCAGUUGUACAGCCUGUUCACCACCUCAUUUAUAUUCUGAACAGUUAUUAUUGUACCUACAGUAUUGGUCAGAUAUGGGAACUGCAACAAGUGCUUCUAGAAUAGGAAUAAUGUUGCACCAUGCUUGCACAGGGCAGUUAAUGAAAGGGUUGCCAAAUCAGUCUAGCUCUAAAUACACCACAGGCACCAGCAUUUUUUGUAACAACAAAUAUUCAGAAAUAAAUCUAAUUAAGUUCUAGUAAAGUACAGGCAGUUUUACACAGUAUACAACCAUUUUUUAAAUUUAAGAUGUAUUAGCAAAGAUUAGGAGAGGGAAGGGGGUUAGAAAGUGCAUGAAGUAUCAGGAGUUUGGUGACCCUGUUUGCCAAGAAAUACUGAGAUAAAAGAAUAAGAUGUCUCCACUUUUCAACGAGUUUUCCAUUUUUGGAAUUUUGAGCUAGAUUCAAGUCUCUUGUGUACAUUUUUGAGAUGUUUGAACACUGUUGAGCAAAGUUAAGGUCUAAACCACUAUUCUGGUUUACUGUAUGUUGUCGACUUACCUGUCUAUUAAAGGGUUACUCUAACAAUUAAUCACAAGAAAACAGCUUAUAGCAUAAUUCAAGUGUGAUAUACUUUUGGUUGCUGUUAAUGUUGCCCUGAAACUCUAAAAUCUAUGGUCAUGAGCCACUGUUGCUGUUGAAGCCAAUUGUUUCCUAGAAACUCACUCAUCAAGUGAAAAAACAAAACAAAACAGGAGACAGAAAGAGGAUUUCAAAGAAAACCAUUUUUCUCUGGGAGUAAUAUUUUCGGGAGCUAUGUUUUUAUACUAAGACCUGCAUGUGUGCAUGGAAGAAAUCUGGGGUAACUACUGCUUCUGAUCUGAUACAGACUACACACUAUUCAAACACUAAAACUCAUUUUACACAGCAAAAAUAAAUAAAUAUAAAAUACAAAACACACAUAUACUCAUGCACACACUGUAAUUGUAUAAAGUAUGGCUGAAUUAAUUAUGGUAUUUUAAGGACACUUAAGAAAUACUAAUAGAAACAUUCAUGUUCAUAUUCAAAUAGAAAAAUGUAUUUCGGAUAAUGAAAAAAGAUCUAACGUAUAAUCCUUUGGGGAAAAUACACUAAUUUAAUGCUUGUCUUGGACGGAUUCAGGAAUAAUCACUUUGAGUGUCCUCUCUCUCCCUCCAACCCUCUUUUUCUAUCUGUAUUCUAUCAUAGCCCAUCUGUUUUCUUCCUUUAUAUCUCUCUCUCUCUCUCUCUCUCUCUCUCUCUCUCUCUCUCUCUCUCUCUCUCUCAGUUUCUAUGAAUGAACUUUGCUUUGCUAAAGUAUGGAAACAAUGUUGAAAAUUUUUAUGAUAACCUAAUUGGCAUGUAUGAAAUUAUACAGUACGUGUCAAUUUUAACAUGUACACACACAUACCACACAAUACUUUCUGAUGGCUUUAGGGUAAGAACAUUUCACCCCUCAGACUCUGUCUGCAAACUUUUUUAACUCAAAAUAUUGCCAUGUGACACACAUCGAAGAGGUUGAUGUUAAACUUGGAAUGUGCAAGCAUUUUUAAUCACUUUUUAUUUUAAACCCUGAUAAAUUCUGUGCAUUAUAGCAAUUUCAUUUUGAGUGUGUAGAUAUAACACAGAGGACAAGUUGAACAUUAUAGCUUACAAGUAUGUUAUAUUUAAUCCUGAAGCCUCACUGGACCCAGCACUGUGACUUCAGGUCAUUGCGCAUCAAGAUUCUCUAAUCUCAGUCUGCUCUGACCGACUGCUGCGGUUGUGCUACCUGCAGCACAUACACACUCUCACACACUCUGCCUUAGCCAUGGCCCGGCUGCACAUAGCUCUGCUGGCCCUGCUGCCCAUUGUCCUCAUCCUAACUGUGCUGUCUACAGUAGAAAGUGCAGCAGUGAGAGAUGGAAAAGAAAAAGACAGUGAACGCCAGGGUCCAUCUAAGAAGGUUUUUGUGCCAGCAUCAGAUGCAGCAAACUUUUUCAAGCGUCGUGGCCGCAGGUCUCCAAAAUUAUACACCGAGUAUUUAGCGGAGCACAAGAUGCAGUUGGCUGCCUCUGAACGCAGGAGGGAAUACUACGAUGAACAGAGCAAUGAGUAUGAGAACCAUCUGGAGGAGAGCCGAAAUGAGCAGUAUGAAAGGAACCGGGAGAAUGCCGAGCAAUGGAGGGAGUAUCACUACGACGGGCUCUACCCACAAUACCCACAUCACCGCCCUUAUUACUAAGGGUCUCAUAUAACCUUGCAUGGCUGAAGGUCACACAGUGGUAGCAAUUUGGAUGCUUUUUUUUUUGUUUGUUUUGUGGAAUUGAUGUAAUCUGCACUUUAUAUAUACGUUGUAAGUGCAAUCAUUUCAAAACAUGGUGAAUAUAUACUGCUUAUCCGACAAUCCGAUAAUAAUCCUUCGUAACCUGCAUCGAUUACUUGUUUUUAAAUUGUAAAGAUUUCAUAAUCAUUUUGUAUACUUUAUAUAUGCUUAUAAUAAACGUACAUGGUGGAUGCAGAAUGUA
Messenger RNA from Tachysurus fulvidraco (yellow catfish), 3750 nucleotides. It is a transcript of the gene ucmaa, whose product is annotated as upper zone of growth plate and cartilage matrix associated a. The record is from RefSeq and is a predicted model, not a curated record. Gene Ontology annotation, biological process: embryonic skeletal system development; regulation of osteoblast differentiation. Gene Ontology annotation, cellular component: extracellular matrix. Bases 3054 to 3467 code for a protein of 137 amino acids. The transcript is spliced from 6 exons. Lineage: Eukaryota; Metazoa; Chordata; Actinopteri; Siluriformes; Bagridae.